This is a messenger RNA of Boeremia exigua, 697 nucleotides long. RefSeq lists its product as uncharacterized. NCBI's taxonomy places the organism in Eukaryota, Fungi, Ascomycota, Dothideomycetes, Pleosporales, Didymellaceae. The transcript has a single exon. The record is from RefSeq and is a predicted model, not a curated record. Bases 28 to 381 code for a protein of 117 amino acids.
UUCCACUCUUCAACACCCAAAUUUGAUAUGGGACGACUUUAUGUGCACGUGGCUAACGCUCUUCUUCUUUACUGCAGUAGCCUGCUAAAUGCUUUGUUUCCACAAUCCAUUCGAUCCCCAUCUAAGAUGCCGCAUAUUACUUCUCCUAGGAGCACUUCACGAACCCUCCUAAUUAGAUGGAUGUGUAUUCUCGAUGCCUGCAGGGUUUCGAAAAGUGAAUGUCUGCCUCACUUUGACAGCUGUAUGGUAGUAAACUGGAUCCGAACCUACCACCGCUACCACAUCCAAAGAGUCAAGUUUCCUCUUCUUGAAGGGCUUGCAAGACGCGGGUUAAAUCAUUCGAAACAAGAACAAGAUAUGUCUACGUCCACAAAGCCAUGACUGAAUCGAAAGCAUGAAUAUAAAAGGGCAUGUGUCUGUGUCUGCUUAUUAUGGGUACUCCAGCAUUCUGAUUCAUCUCACUGUGUCGAAAGUAGUGUUUGAUCACGAUGCUAAGCCCGAAACUGAACCAUAGAGUGGGCAAUUGAGACAAAUCGCGAGAUAACGCAAACCGUUAACUGUGUGUCUGCAACUCAGUGGGGCCCAUUCAUGGUUUGAUCCAAGGAAUUCUCAAGCCGCUGCUCUCGUGUGCCUUGACCUAAUCGCUAAAGAUGAAUUUGGUGAAAAGAUCCUUCGUGUUUCAAGACAUCUUGUUGUG